CAUUAGCUGAGAUUCACGUCCCUCUUUUACUCGAUUUCCGCUGGAGGGACGUCCGGAUUCGCCCCCAAGCAGGAGCAUCACCUCGCCUGUGCAUGACUCCGGGCCCAGGGGCGCCGGGGGGGCGUGCAGGGGCGAAAAGGGGCGAAGGGCGCGAUCCGGCCGCGCGUAACGGUCCUCCCAGCAUGCCCUUCACUUUCAAACAUGGCGGACAUCUACAAACUGGGGGACCUCGUCUGGGCCAAGAUGAAGGGCUUCUCCCCCUGGCCGGGAAAGAUAAUACCAGCCAGGGAGAAUGUCAAGAAACCAAGCAAGAAGAACUGCCACUUUAUAUACUUCUUUGGAAGCGAAAACUAUGCCUGGAUAGAGUCGGCUAACGUGAAGCCCUAUUUCCAAUACAAGAAUCGUCUCAUGAACGCCAACAAAACCACUCCCUUUAAGGAUGCAGUUGGAGCCAUUGAGAAGUACAUUAGCGAAAACAAUAUUGCGAUCCCAGAGAUCGAAGAAGGAACAAAUGACACAAACCACGCGGAAGUAGUCACCACGCCAUCCAAAGAGAAGAAGGUUAAG
This is a messenger RNA of Penaeus indicus, 567 nucleotides long. Its product is annotated as cytokine-like nuclear factor N-PAC. The transcript has 5 exons. The annotation marks the transcript as partial. The record is from RefSeq and is a predicted model, not a curated record. NCBI's taxonomy places the organism in Eukaryota, Metazoa, Arthropoda, Malacostraca, Decapoda, Penaeidae.